AUGUCCGAUAUGGCGCCCCAGCACCCCUCGCACCUGUCCAACCCGCUGGCCACCCCCGCCCAGCUGGCCCAGUCCGGCUCGCAGCUCGACGGCGUCCCCACCGACCUCGAGGACUCGAUCCGAUUCGCCGGCCAGCGCCUCACCCAGGCCGCCGGCAUCCUGCUGCGCCUGCCGCAGGACAUCGUCGCCCAGGCCAUUGUCGUCUUCACUCGCUUCUGGAUCGGCUCCGAGGGCGGCAGUCUCAAGGACUACGGCGCCAAGGAUGUCUCCGCCGCCGCCCUCUACACCGUCGCCAAGCUCUCCGCCUACCCGAGGCCGCCGCGAGCCGUCAUCAAUGCCUACCAGUAUCUCGACAGCCUCCCAGCCACCUAUGUGGACCCCCAAAAACUGCACCAGGAGGACCUCGUGGACCCGGAAGCCUACUACGUGAGCGAGGGCACCUACCACGCCCUGCGCGCCCUGCUGCUCAAGACGGAAGCCCACGUGCUGCGCGUGCUCGGCUUCGACACGCACGUCGCCCUGCCCUACACGCUGGUCAUCAACUACCUGCAGGCGCUGGGCGUCGUCUUCGACGACGGCGACGGCGACGGCACCGAGCUCGCGCGCCGCGCCUUCGCCCUGCUCAACACCGCCCUGCUGAGCCCGCAGCUGGUGUGCUGCACCCACCAGCCGCCGCAGCUCGCCACCGCCGCCGUCUACCUCGCCGCGCGCGACGUUGGCGUCAAGCUGCCCGGCGAGCCGUGGUGGGAGGUCUUCGACACGGACCGCGAGGAGCUCGGCUUCCUCGUCGUCGCCAUGGUCAGCAUGCCUGGCUUCGCCGCCGAGGAGAAGGCCAAGUGGGGGACCCGCCGCAGGGUGCCGCUGACGCUCGAGGAGCUCGACGCCGAGCUGGAGCGCCGGCGGAUGCUCGAAGAGGGCCAAUGA
Diplodia corticola is the source of this 924-nucleotide messenger RNA. RefSeq names its product cyclin domain-containing protein. Lineage: Eukaryota; Fungi; Ascomycota; Dothideomycetes; Botryosphaeriales; Botryosphaeriaceae. Gene Ontology annotation, cellular component: nucleus. Gene Ontology annotation, molecular function: cyclin-dependent protein serine/threonine kinase regulator activity. The record is from RefSeq and is a predicted model, not a curated record. Gene Ontology annotation, biological process: regulation of transcription by RNA polymerase II. The transcript is spliced from 2 exons. Bases 1 to 924 code for a protein of 307 amino acids.